CGUUCGGACACCGGAAGUGAUGUAAGAGUCGCGGUAAAUGGUUAACGUUUUCCGGUUUUAGCGGUCUUGAUGCUAAGCUAACCGAACCCUCAGGAAGAUGCCGUCGAUUGAUUACGACGACUCCAAGCCCAGCUGGGCCGACCAAGUCGAAGAGGAAGUCGAUGAAGGAACCCUUCCACCCCCCAAAGAAACCAUCAAAGGAAACAUCAAAACUAUUACAGAGUAUAAAAUCGACGACGAUGGAAAGAAGUUGAAAAUCGUACGGACGUUCAAGAUUGAGACCAGGAAAGCCUCCAAAGCUGUGGCGAGGAGGAAGAACUGGAAGAAAUUUGGCAACUCCGAAUUCGACGCCGCGGGUCCCAACGUGGCCACCACCACCGUCAGCGACGAUGUCUUCAUGACGUUCAUCUCCAGCAAAGAGGACCUGAACGCGCAAGACCAGGAUGAGGAUCCUAUGAACAAGCUGAAAGGACAGAAGAUUGUGGCUUGUCGUAUCUGCAAAGGUGACCACUGGACGACUCGCUGCCCUUACAAGGACACUCUGGGACCCAUGCAGAAGGAGCUUGCGGAACAGCUUGGCCUCUCCACCGCCGACAAGGACAAGCCGGCGGGUUCAGCCGAGCCGGAGCCCGUGCAGCCUGCCCAGAGCAAGACGGGCAAAUACGUGCCCCCCAGCCUGAGGGACGGUGGUGCGCGCAGGGGCGAGUCCAUGCAGCCUAACCGCAGAGCCGACGACAACGCCACCAUCCGCGUGACCAACUUGUCCGAGGACACCCGCGAGACCGACCUACAGGAGCUCUUCAGACCUUUCGGCUCCAUCUCCAGGAUCUACCUGGCCAAAGACAAGAACACCGGGCAAUCCAAGGGCUUCGCGUUCAUCAGUUUUCACCGUCGCGAGGACGCCGCCAGAGCCAUCGUGGGCGUGUCAGGAUUCGGAUACGAUCAUCUUAUUCUCAAUGUAGAAUGGGCCAAACCAUCCAACAAUUGAGGACACCAGAAAAUUCCAUGGAAAGUUGCAUUUUGUUGUUCUGCGUAAAUGUGGCUUUUACUUUAAUAAAAGAUAAUCAAGGUCACUG
Corythoichthys intestinalis (scribbled pipefish) is the source of this 1076-nucleotide messenger RNA. It is a transcript of the gene eif3g, whose product is annotated as eukaryotic translation initiation factor 3, subunit G. The transcript has 10 exons. Gene Ontology annotation, cellular component: eukaryotic translation initiation factor 3 complex; cytoplasm. Gene Ontology annotation, molecular function: RNA binding; translation initiation factor activity. The record is from RefSeq and is a predicted model, not a curated record. Bases 98 to 988 code for a protein of 296 amino acids. NCBI's taxonomy places the organism in Eukaryota, Metazoa, Chordata, Actinopteri, Syngnathiformes, Syngnathidae.